Molecule: messenger RNA, 987 nt
Organism: Elephantulus edwardii (Cape elephant shrew)
Lineage: Eukaryota; Metazoa; Chordata; Mammalia; Macroscelidea; Macroscelididae
Gene: TMX1
Product: thioredoxin-related transmembrane protein 1
Exons: 8
Coding region: 4-840 (278 amino acids)
Source: RefSeq, a predicted model, not a curated record
GACAUGGCGCCCUCCACAAGUCUAGCGGUUUCCUCGGCGAUACUGGUGGUACUGCUUUUAGGGGCUCCUUGGACCCAGGGGCGGCGGAGUGACGUGCGCAUCAUCACGGACGAGAACUGGAAAGAGUUACUGGAAGGAGAGUGGAUGAUAGAAUUUUAUGCUCCAUGGUGUCCUGCUUGUCAGAAUCUUCAACCAGAAUGGGAAAGCUUUGCCGAAUGGGGAGAAGAUCUUGAGGUUAAUGUUGCAAAAGUAGAUGUCACAGAGCAGCCAGGACUGAGUGGACGAUUUAUAAUAACUGCCCUUCCUACUAUUUAUCAUUGCAAAGAUGGUGAAUUUAGGCGUUAUCAGGGCCCAAGGACAAAGAAGGACUUCAUCAACUUCAUAAGUGACAAAGAGUGGAAGAGCAUUGAACCCGUUUCAUCAUGGUUUGGUCCAGGCUCCGUUCUGAUGAGUAGUAUGUCAGCACUCUUUCAGCUAUCUAUGUGGAUCAGGACUUGUCAUAACUAUUUGGUUGAAGACCUUGGACUCCCUGUGUGGGGAUCAUACACUGUUUUUGCUUUAGCAACGUUGCUUUCAGGACUGUUGCUAGGACUUUGUAUGAUAUUUGUGGCAGAUUGCCUUUGUCCUUCAAAAAGGCGCAGGCCACCACAACCAUACCCAUCAAAAAAAUUAUUACCAGAAUCUUCUCAACUUUUGAAAAAAGUGGAGGAAGAACAAGAAACUGACGAAGAUGUUUCAGAAGAAGAAGUUGAAAGUACAGAAGGAACAAACAAAGAUUUAGCAGAGAAUGCCAUAAGACAAAGAUCUGUGGGCCAAUCACUGGCCACAGAUAAAUCGUAGUUAUUUUUACAUAUGUCUUAAUAUUAAUGAUUUUGGCAAAAACAGAAGAUUAAUAAUUUCUUUUUGUUCAGAGUGAACUGUGACUGUACACUGCAGGGUUCCAUCUAGAUUGUCAUUAGAUUGAACAGUCUACCUUCAGAAAAUAAA